This is a messenger RNA of Cladophialophora psammophila CBS 110553, 1872 nucleotides long. RefSeq lists its product as uncharacterized. The transcript has 6 exons. The record is from RefSeq and is a predicted model, not a curated record. Gene Ontology annotation, molecular function: FAD binding. Lineage: Eukaryota; Fungi; Ascomycota; Eurotiomycetes; Chaetothyriales; Herpotrichiellaceae. Bases 1 to 1872 code for a protein of 623 amino acids.
AUGGAAAUUGCGCAAGUUAACAAAGCGGCCCGAGUGCUUCCAUCUGAAACCCCUGUGUUGGUUGUCGGUGGAGGUCCGGCUGGCCUCAUCACCUCACUGCAGCUUGCGAAGCACGGUAUACGAAAUGUCCUUGUGGAACGCAAUCAUGACACGACAAAGUGGCCGAAAAUGGACAUCACAAAUUGUCGAUCGAUGGAACUGCUAGGCAGAUUGGGUCUCGCUGGGAAAGUUCGAGAGAAAGGUGUCCCCGCCGACUAUUCGCUGGAUUGUUUGUUCAGCACCGGCCUCUCCGAGGGAGGAGAACUGAUUGCAAAGUGGGAUCUACCGUCUCCCAGCGUCUGUCAAUCCAAGAUACAGGAAAGAAAUGAUGGAUCCAUGCCUCGUUAUCCCUAUCAAAGAUGUUCCCAAGAAAUCUUUGAAGCUUGGCUGAGAGAAGUGAUCGAGGCAGAGCCUCUCAUUGACAGCUACUGGGGGGUCAAAUUCGAGUCACUCACAGAGCUUGAAGACGCUGUCGAGUCUGAAUUGACAGAUAUGACGACUGGUGCCCUCCACAUGAUCCGGAGCCAAUACGUGGCUGGCUGUGAUGGUGCUGGGAGUCGAGUCAGGAAAAGUAUAGGCGUUGAGCUCACAGGAGGACCAAUGCCUAUGGCAAUGUUUCUCGUCCACUUCAAAUCUCGGGAUCUCGAAAGCCUUCAUAAGCAGGGCCAAUUUUGGCACAUAUUCUUCUCAAAUGGCGGCAUCAUUAUCAGCCAGGAUGAAAAAGAUACUUGGACAGCCCACUUGCCGAUUCCCUUGGGAACAGAUGUGGGAAAUAUUGAUCCUGCGGAGGCGGUAUAUGAGGUUCUUGGUGGCUCUGCCACGAAGCACAAGAUUAAGAUCGACAAAAUUCUGGUCCAGAGCUCUUGGCGACCAAAUUUGUGUGUUGCCGACCAAUAUCGAUCUGGGAAAGGAAAGGUAUUCCUUGUGGGUGAUUCUGCGCACCAAAAUAUCCCUUUCGGCGGCUAUGGGAUGAACACCGGUCUUGGAGACGCGUUCGAUAUCGGCUGGAAACUUGCUGCCUUCCUUAACGGCUAUGGCGGUGGUUCGCUUUUGGAUUCGUAUGAAGCAGAGCGCCGCCCGGUCGCUUUGCGGAAUGUCGACAUGUCUGGUGUUCACACCCAGGUUCAUCUAAAGUACAUUGAUUGGGUCAAGAGACAAGGGCAUACAGUGGCCAUUUCCAACACGCUCGAAGGCCAGGAGCUCCGUCGACAAAUUCGGGCUCAUGUGCUAGCCAAUGAUGGCGAGAACCAAGAUCUCGGCAUUGAAAUGGGCUAUCGGUACAAUAGGUCUCCAAUUGUGCUAACGGACAAAGCCGCUGACGGCGGGCUUGAGAAAGAGCCUGAGUGGAAUGUAAGGAACUACACACCCUCAACAUGGCCAGGAGCUCGAGCGCCGCACGUCUUCCUCGCAGACGGCAAGACAAGUAUCUAUGACUUGUUCGGAUCAGAAUAUACCCUGAUAGACUUCACAACGAAUGGAGAGUUUGCGAAAGAAUUUACCUCUGUGGCGUCGCAUCUCAACGUGCCGCUCGACGUCGUCCACCUUCCGAAUGAGAGAAAUGUUCGCGAUAUUUGGGAGCGGGAUGUUGUACUUGUUCGCCCAGACGACCACGUUGCCUGGCGUGCUGGGCAAGGCGUGGUGUCUCCUGCAGAGCUCUCUGUUGCUGAUAUCCUUCUCACCUCCACGGGUAAAAGGGCAUCGUCAAGUUGGUUGGCUGAAAACAGAGGAUCGAAGGUGCACAACUCACUGCCCAACAAGACAUUUACAGGAACAAUUGGUGAUAUCAAGCAGGACGCUGGACGUAUCGAGUUGCUAGCUGUAUUCCAACAGUAG